Molecule: messenger RNA, 2470 nt
Organism: Erigeron canadensis
Lineage: Eukaryota; Viridiplantae; Streptophyta; Magnoliopsida; Asterales; Asteraceae
Product: pentatricopeptide repeat-containing protein At5g61400
Exons: 1
Coding region: 79-2076 (665 amino acids)
Molecular function (GO): protein binding
Source: RefSeq, a predicted model, not a curated record
GUAUUACUUUUCUUCAAUGUUUUAUAGUUAUACUCUACAAACUUUGGAUUGACACUUCCAUUCAAGAAUUAGCAACAAAUGAGUAUUGUUCAUGGAAAAGUUCAAAUGAAAAUGAUGAAAAUUUCCACCAAGUUUCCAUACACUAAAACCCUAAACCCUCAUUUCUCAAAACCAAUGUCUUCAAUUCCCACAUCAUAUAUGUCAAACAAAAUCUUGAAUUCAAAAUCAGCAACAGAAGCCCUUCAAAUUUACUACAAAUCAAUUCAUUACAACAACAACAAAGAAGAAGACCCCACAAAGAAUCUUAAACUACAUUCUGCAACUAUCCAUUUCUUAACUAAUCAAAGAUUAUACUUGAAGGCAAGGUGUUUGAUAAAAGGCCUCAUUGAAACUUUACAUAAAUCAUGCUCACCAAACAGAUCAAGUUCAUUGCUUUUUCAUGCCCUUAACCAACCCGAGUUUGUUAGACCGAAAAGUAAGGUGUUUGGAGUGUUGGUGAUGGGUUUAUGCGAGUUGGGUUUUGUCGAUGAGGCAUUUUGGGUGGUUAAAAAGAUGGAAUGUUUGCCUGAUGUUCAUGUUUGUAACAGGGUUUUAGAUGGGUUUUUGAAAUUGGGUAGAGUUAGUACGAUGUGGGAGGUUUAUGGGUACGUUAAGGGUCGUGAGAUGUUGUCGAGUGUUGUUACGUAUGGGAUUUUGAUUGAUGGGUGUUGUCGUGAAGGGGACCUUGAGAAAGGAUUUAAGUUGUUUGAUGAAAUGGUUGAGAGUGAUUUGAGACCAAGUGUUGUGGUUUACACGAGUUUGAUACGUGGCUUUUGUUGUGAAGGUAGGAUCUUGGAAGGGAAAAGUUUGUUUGGGAAAAUGAUUAAAGCCGGUGUGGAUCCGGAUUUGUAUACUUAUAAUGCUUUGUUGGAUGGUUAUUGUAAAAUGGCUAAUGUUGAUGAAGCACUCGAGUUUUAUAAAGAGAUGUUGGUUGAUGGGUUGGUUCCGAAUUAUGUCACUUUUGGUAUCCUAAUUGAUACCUUUCGAAAGGUGGGUGGCACGUUAGCUGCCCAAAGUUUUUUGGGUCAGAUGACGAAAUUUGGUGAGGUUCCUAAUUCGUAUGUGUUUAAUUGUUUGAUUGAUGGGUACUGCAAGGAAGGCAAUCUUUCUGCAGCACUUGGUUUGUUAUCAGAGAUGGAAUUGUUGAGUAUUGCCAAUGAUGUUUACACCUACUGUAUACUUAUACAUGGUCAUUGCAAUAUGGGUAGAUUGGAAGAAGCGGAUGAGUUGUUUAAGAAAAUGAAUGAGACAGGAGUUGUUGCAAAUUCAGCAGUGUACAAUGCAUUAAUCAACGGAUACUCCAAAAUUGGAAACAUGGAAAAAGCUCUUGAAUUUUGUGGUCAAAUGGUGGAUAAAGGUGUGGAGCUUAAUAUCAUUACGUAUUCUACAUUAAUUGACGGGUACUGUAAGGUAAAGAACAUCGAAGCUGCAAUGGGUUUGUACACGGAAAUGGGGAUCAAAGGUCUUGUGCCUGAUGUUGUUGCUUAUACAGCCUUGAUUGAUGGGCAUUUUAAAGAUUGUAACACGAAAACAGCCUUACGGCUAUACAAGGAAAUGAUUGGAGCGGGUCUGGCUCCUAAUGUUUUCACUCUUAGUUGUUUGAUUGAUGGACUAUGCAAAGAUGGUCUAGCUAAUGACGCUAUUAAGAUUUUCUUGGAUAGUGACUAUUGUUCCCCAAAUAAUGUUCUUUACACGUCAUUAAUUCAUGGACUUUGCAAUGAUGGGCAAGUUUUCAAAGCCAGCAAGUUUUUUUCAGAUAUGAGAAGUGAUGGUUUCAAGCCAGAUGUGGAGCUUUAUGCUGUCAUUACACAGUGGCAUUUUAAAUCAAAGCAUAUGCACGAUGUUAUGAUGUUACAUGCAGACAUGCUUAAGAUGGGCUUGAUCCCAAAUGAUCUUAUUUAUAGUGUUUUUGCUAGGGGAUAUCGAGAGGUUGGAGACUAUAAAUCAGCAUUUAGGUGUUCUGAUGACUUCUUAUAUUCAGGUUUUGACAAUUCGGAAUCUGGGCCAGAAUCUUUAGCUGAACACUCAACUUUGUAGUCGUGCUUGGCAACAUAUUAAGUUGGAGGUAUAGCUAUUACGCAGCGGAACAUCAUUGUUAAUCUUAUAUCAUACAAUCUGGGCAAAAAAGGGUUUCUUGUCAUGGUUUUUCAAAGUUUUAAAAAGAUGAUCUUAGGGUGGAGUCAAGUGUGCUCAGAACUUGCUUCCAUACAAGAGUGACAAAGGACCCACUAUAGAUGCACUACAGCACUUCUAUGAUAUUCAUUUGGCAUUGUGUCUGUUGCCCAAUCUGACCCCCAGUCCCCCACCCAUCCAUUUUGCCUUCCGAAGAUAAGUGGCAUUGUGGAAGAGCAAAUUUUAUGCAGAUCCUUGAUACGCUUUCACUGUGAUAGUAUAAAGUUCAUCCCCCGUGUGCUUUGUGGAAUUGAUUAAA